Molecule: messenger RNA, 719 nt
Organism: Mytilus californianus (California mussel)
Lineage: Eukaryota; Metazoa; Mollusca; Bivalvia; Mytilida; Mytilidae
Product: complement C1q subcomponent subunit B-like
Exons: 3
Coding region: 1-594 (197 amino acids)
Molecular function (GO): protein binding
Source: RefSeq, a predicted model, not a curated record
AUGGCCCCAAACCCAUGCAUCAUCAAAGUGCUGAAUCUAUACAUCAAGACCGCAAUCCUAUCAUUGUACUGUAAUACAUUAUGUUUACAUUUAGCAUUAACUCAACUUAUAAAAGAUUCAAAAGACGAGAUAUUGGAUGUCAUAAUGGACUCGAGGAACUCAACAAGCAAUGAAAAGACUAACGCUUUGAUUAACCAAGGAAUCAUCGCUUUUUACGCAAUUUCAACCAGAGAUCUCGACCUCGAGCAUAGCCAAACAAUAGUUUUUGAUCAUGUAUACACUAACAUUGGUAAAGGUUAUAAUCCGAAAACAGGAAAAUUCAUUGUGCAUUUUGAUGGAUUGUAUCGUUUCGGAAGUACAGGGAUGUCGCAAAGUAAUGAUAUAGUUCAUCUGCAAAUGAACAAAAACGGGUUUGAAGUCGCCCGUAGCACUGCACAACAAAAUUAUAACACUGCUGACAUGGAAGCUAUUUUAGAACUAAAGAAGGGUGAUGUCAUUGAAGUGACCCGUAUAACAAACAGCAAUGAACAGACAGAACGACUCCAUGGUAACAGACUGGCAUCAUUUACAGGAUUCCUAAUAACAACAAUGUAAAUUGUUUAUUACACACAAAUAUAUAUUAGAAACGAACAUUAUAGGACUAUUAAUGCUGGAUAAUGUAGUUUGUAUAGCAACUGUAAAGAGUUCACGCAAAUUUGAUAAAUUUGAAGGCCUCAUGA